AUGAACUGUUUCUCAAGCCUCAGUCAGGAGAAACAGAAGCUUGCCAAAAAAAAUAUUGUUGCAGAAGAAAAGCUAAUUGCAGAUGACUUGAUUGUACAGGCACGGGAGGCUGCUGAUGAAGAUCUCUUGGUUGUUCACACGAGGCGCUACCUUAAUAAGUUAAAGUGGUCAUUUGUUGUGGCUACAAUCACAGAAAUUCCACCAGUUGCCUUUCUGCCCAAUUUCAUUGUCCAGAGGAGAGUUUUGAGACCUCUGCGAACCCAGACAGGAGGAACCAUAAUGGCAGGAAAACUUGCUGUUGAUCGAGGUUGGGCAAUCAAUGUGGGGGGUGGUUUCCAUCACUGUUCAAGUGACAAAGGUGGAGGAUUUUGUGCAUAUGCUGAUAUCACCCUGGCUAUAAAGUUCUUGUUUGAAAGAGUCGAAGGGGUGUCCAGAGCCACAAUCAUUGAUCUGGAUGCUCACCAGGGCAACGGCCACGAGAGGGACUUCAUGGACGACCAUCGGGUCUACAUCCUGGAUGCCUACAACAGAUACAUCUACCCAGGGGAUGGCUUUGCUAAACGUGCCAUCAAACGCAAGGUGGAGCUGGAGUGGGGUACAGAGGACACAGAAUACCUUCAGAAGGUGCACACUCACGUGGAAGGAGCCCUAAAUGAAUUAAAGCCUGACAUCAUUGUGUAUAAUGCUGGGACUGAUGUUCUGGAUGGAGAUGCCCUGGGAGGACUUGCUGUUUCCCCUCAGGGCAUUGUGAAGAGAGAUGAAGUCGUGUUCAGGGCUGCCAGGAGCCGCAGAAUCCCCAUCCUGAUGGUGACAUCUGGAGGCUACCAGAAGAGGACAGCACGGAUCAUUGCCGAUUCCAUCCUCAACCUGCACAGCCUGGGGCUGAUUGACAAGGAGCUAGCAACCAGUGGGGCUGGAAGCCCCAGGGUAGAGCAGAUGAUUAGAGAUUCUGCUAAAGACUUAUGCAACUUGUCACUGCAGUGA
Molecule: messenger RNA, 984 nt
Organism: Indicator indicator
Lineage: Eukaryota; Metazoa; Chordata; Aves; Piciformes; Indicatoridae
Gene: HDAC11
Product: histone deacetylase 11
Exons: 9
Coding region: 1-984 (327 amino acids)
Molecular function (GO): histone deacetylase activity
Source: RefSeq, a predicted model, not a curated record